UCCGAUUGCUUCGGAAAAGUUUUGCUUGGAAGACAAGCCACUUUUUUGUCUGUACUUGGCCCCACGACGUAAGGGGAUCUAUUGAAAGGUGGCAGAAAUUUUCGGACACGCCAAGAAUCCGUUCAAUCGCGCUUCUGCUUCGAGUCGUUGGGUCCACGUUGAAACUUCGAGUCCUGCUUUGUUAGCCUCGCCUAGUUUAGCCGCUAACAAAGGGAGAAAACAACGCGCCUGGGCUCGACACGUCGCCGAGCAAGCAAACAUCAAGUCCCAAAAUGUCAGAUGUCAGUCAAGUUCAUCGUCCUGAACGCCAGGAGUGUGCUCGCAUGAAAGAAGAAGAGGAGGAAGAGUCACCAUGCGUCAAGAAUGUGGAGGAAGAAUUAGUCCACAUUAAAGAGGAGUAUUUCAUUAGAGUUGAGAACCCCCACAUUGAGGAGCAGCAGCAACUUCAUCCUCUCAAGAAGGAGGAGGACGACCCGCUAUAUGUUAAAGUGGAAGUGGUGGACAUCCAAAAGUGGACUGAUGGGAACUUGAAAGGUGAAGAUGGAGGUCCGAGUGAGGCCAGCAGAGGGGCGGAGCUUCUGAGUGGCAGCAGUUCAAAAGAAGGAUUCCAAGCAGACAACCUCAUCCCUCGACCAUCAGAGAGUGACGACUUCACAUCAUUCUCAAUGUUCUGUUUCAGAAAAUAUCUUGGCGCUGAGCCAGAAUCUCCUGGCGUAAAAGAGGAUGUUGCGCUCCCCCAAUUUAAAGAGGAGCCAAAGCCCUGUCAACAGAAGACAUUUCCAAUCAAAAAGGAGAAGGAGGAGCUGCCAUAUGGUAAAGAGGAGGAGGAUAAUACCACCAGAUUGACUGGUGAGCCCUUGAAGAAUGAAGAUGGUCCGAGUGAGGCUAGCAGAGGGGCGGCGCCUCCAAGCGGGGGGAGUAGCAGCAGCUCAACAGAAGGAUUGCAAGCAGACAUUUACAUUGCUCCGUCAGAUAGAGAUGGCGCCACGUCACACUCACCUUACAAUGAUGAUAGUCAUAAGACAUCUCACGGUGACGACAAACUCUGCAAAUGCUCUCAGUGUGGGAAAAACUUUGCGAAUAAAUAUACUUGUCGGACGCAUAUGAGGAGCCACACUGGUGAAAAUCCUUUUGUCUGCUCAGUUUGUGGUCAAAUAUUCAGUCAAAAGGGAUCCUUAAAACGACACACAAUAAUCCACACUGGUGAAAAACCUUUUUCCUGCUCAGUUUGUGAUCAAAGAUUCAGGAGCAACAGAAUGUUGAUAUUCCACAGAAGAACCCACACUGGUGAAAAACCUUUUGCCUGCUCAAUUUGUGAUCAAAGAUUCAGGAACAACAGAAGGUUGAUAUUCCACAGAAGAACCCACACUGGUGAAAAACCUUUUUCCUGCUCAGUUUGUGGAAAAGGUUUUGUUCAGGCAGGUGACUUAACAAAACACACAAGAACCCACACUGGCGAAAAACCUUUUCCCUGUUUACUUUGUGGAAAAAGUUUUGGUCAGGCGGGAGACUUAAAAAGACACACAAGAACCCACACUGGCGAAAAACCUUUUUCCUGCUUGGUUUGUGGUCAAAGAUUCAUUCAAAAAAUUAGCUUGCAAAUACACACAAGAACCCAUACUGGAGAAAAACCUUUUUCUUGCCCAGUUUGUGGUCAAAGAUUCAGUCGCAAGAGUGUCUUAAAACGACACACAAGUACCCACACUGGCGAUAAACUUUUUGCCUGCUCAAUUUGUGAUCAAAGAUUCAGGAACAACAGAAACUUAAUAUUCCACAGAAGUACCCACACUGGUGAAAAACCUUUUUCCUGCUCAGUUUGUGGAAAAGGUUUUGUUCAUGCAGGAGACUUAACAAAACACACAAGGACCCACACUGGUGAAAAACCUUUUUCCUGCUUAGUUUGUGGAAAAGGUUUUGGUCAAGCUGGAGACUUAAGAAGACACGCGAGAACCCACACUGGUGAAAAACCUCUUUCCUGCUCAGUUUGUGGAAAAGGUUUUGGUCAAGCGGGAGACUUGACAAAACACCAAAGAACCCACACUGGCGACAAACCUUUUUCCUGCUCAGUUUGUGGUCAAAAAUUCACUCAAAAAAGUAGCUUGAAAAUACACACAAGAAUCCACACUGGAGAAAAACCUUUUUCCUGCUCGGUUUGUGGUCAAGGAUUCGCUCGCAAGGAUCGGCUUAAGACACACGUGUGUGUUGGUGUGAGAAGCAGUGGCCAAUGAGUGUUUUGCUUGUCAUACAUGCUGGUUUCAUCAGUUUUGACACAAAGGACAAUUGUAUUCUGUAGAGCUUUCUCAAAUCCUGUUGAGGGUUGAUACUUUUGGUGCCUUACAUGUGCUUUGUCUAAUCCUUGUAUGUUGUGCAUCCAAACUAUUAGGCUCGAGCGUAUGACGUGGCACUCGCGAGGUUUCCGCCCCUAUUGCCAUGUUGGAAGCAGGAAGUUCGGUGUUAGAACUCCGGGAAACAUAAACAGUGAGGCAUUUCAACUCAGGUCGCUCUUUAAAAAUGAUUGGAAAUUAUUGUUCGCUAAAGAAUUGCAACAACCGAUCGAAUAGAAAGGAGAAUGUACAGCUCGACGGAACCCCAUUGAGUUUCUUCCGGAUCCCUACAUGGAGAAAAGGCGAGGGAAAGCUCAUAUCUGAACUUACCAAACGUCGAAGAAUGGCAUGGGUGGCCUCGAUCAGAAGGAAGGGCAUAACAUUUGAUUCUCCAGUUACACACAGAGUUUGCUCUAUGCACUUCCACUCCGGUAAGUUAAUUUCGUUUGUCUAUGCAAAUUUCGGUAACUUUAUGCCCUAAGUCGGCCGGUUGUUAGCUAUAGCUACAGCUAAACAACUAGCAUGCAUAGAUGUACAUUGUCUUCAUGAGACAUAAUUCCUGUCGUUUCUAAAUGGAAAAAGCUGUAACAUGUUGCCGUGAGAUAGUAGCAAAGAAUUUGUACACAGGCUACAUUGUCUGCAACAAAUCCGUUUUCUAAAACACAGCAUUGAUUUGUCACUUAACUAUCACAGCUCAGCACAGCACAAAUUCAGAUGUUCAUGACAACGAAAAUGUAAACACACAUUGCCUACCUUUGCAAGAACGAUGGUGUUGCCGUUUGCUACGGUCAUAAUGUGCAGGUCCUGCACCGAUCCGCAGCAAAACUGUUCAUAGCUUUGUGGCGAUUUGUAGUUUCGGAAUUGCUGAUGAGUGUAGUAACUUACACUAAAUACAGCAUGAUGUCCAUUUCGCGUACUGGUGGAAGCUUGUCAACAUAUUUGUUCCAUUUGUGUUCGGCUUGCUCGUAAGGGUCAACAUUGUUCACAUCCUUAAGUUUGCUCACAUAUCUGUCCUUUGCCGUUGUAACAAGUUUGUAUUGAACUGGCAAGUUUUCCUUACUUUUUUCCAUCUUUGGCACUCGUUGAAUUGUAUUUGCCGUUAAGUUUGAAUGUCCCGGGAUGCAGACGUGCUUCCAAUAUGGCUGCGUUGUCGCAAAUCUCGCAUGAUCCCGUGUUGCUGUGACGUAAACGCUCGAGCCUAAUUGCCAAAAGUAUUGGUUCACCCGAUUUAACUUUCAAGUGCCAUUAUAUAUAUAUCUAAUACUCGCCCUCUUUCAAACUACUUUUCACAGAUAUUUGAAACUGUAGACCCUAAACAAAAAAAAAUCAAAAGUUAUUCUAAAACACAGCCUCACGAGAUGCUUUCAUCAUUGUUGAUUUUAGUGAAUUAAUUAUUAAUCAUUAUUAUUGAUUAAUUGCUAAUUGCAUCUUUUGUCCACCUUUCAGACAGAAUAACAUACAAAUGGGUUUGCCUGGCACCAUCAGACUAUUCUCCCUGUAUUUUUCAAACACUGAGAAAUAGUCUGGGACCCAGCCCAUUAACGGCCUCUCGAGCACAGACAAAAUAAACUGUUCAAUCAGAUUCGUUUAUUUGCGUGACGUGUUUUAACGAGCAACGUCACUCUUCCGCGUUGGAAGUCGUCUCCACAACAACACAGAUGGCGAACAGGAGAGCCGCGAAUGUUCCAAUCCACGGUAAAAUCAGUUAUAAAUGACAAAAAAACACAUCGACACAAGUCCAUGACAACAGUCUGUUUCGCGCUAGUCCAGACCUGUUAAGUUUCACGAUUUGGUCGGGAGACUCCCGAUUUUGACCCCAAUGCUCACGCCUCACGAUUAGAAAGCCAAAUCUCCUGAUUUUCCAAAAAUGUCAAUUUUUUUUUUUUUUUACGUUUUUGUUUGUCACCAUUUUGUAACGAUACCAUUCGGCCCGAUUCGGAAAGUGACCAACAACGAAUAGCCUGGCCGUCUCCGACUUCCCUGCCCUCAUCUGACAGGGAGGGAAGAGGCGAAGCACCACCGACUUCCCAAGAUGCUGGCACUAAUAAACCGGCUUUUAGACUGGUUCAAGUCUUUAUUUUGGAAGGAAGAGAUGGAGCUGACCCUGGUCUGCCUCCAGUAUUCGGGAAAAACGACGUUCGUCAACGUAAUUGCCGUAAGUCUUACCUGCCAGCGAUAGCUAACUAGCCUAAUGCUAAUAGCAUUAGAGCUAAUGAUGGGAGAACGAUGACGAGGAAGAAGUCGCUGCUUUACUCUGUGUUUUCGUGGAUCAAACAUCAUGGAAUAUUAAACCGCUGCGGUCCUACCCCCACAAUAUAUGACUUUAAGUGAGAAAGCGUAUUGUUACUUACUUGAAGUUUAAUCAUUUAGAUUCGCUAUUAUGCUAAAGCUAAAGUGUAUACUAUACACUUUAUUACAUUAUAUCAUUAUUACUGUGCUGAAACAAAAAAUAUAAAGUUUCAAUUCUAGGUUACAAUUCAAUUAAAAAACUGCCAUGACAAAGUUACUUUUAAAAACAAAUAUGAUUAAUUUUCUAAAUGAUGUAAUUAAUGUUUUUAAUCUUGCUGAUUUAGUCUGACGAAACCCUAAUUGGAGUGAUGGUUGAUGAGAUGAAGAGGCUGCUGAGGAAGCUGAUGUCCAAAUUUGUGCAAAUGGAUGUGAUCAGGAAAGCUGAGGAUAUCCUAGAUGUUGAUUACAGGAACAAGGAGAACUGGCAUGACACAGGCAACAUAGCAGUAUCACAUGAUGCCAGACAAUACAUGGAGCAAGUUGAAUAUCUCUGAUGCCACCAAAAAGAGGUUCUUUGACAGUGUAGUUAAUUUUUACACAAGUGUUGUGACCAAAAUGAACUUGAAAAAAAAUGGUUGCAUUUUGUCUUAGCGAUUGUCGCGCGCGCGCGCGUCAUCAGGGUUGGCAAACAGAAAUCUCCCUAUUUGCAAUUUCUACAACUUAACAGGUAUGCUAGUCAUGGUGAAUAAACACCGCUCUCCUCGUAUGUUUACUUCCGCGCGCAAGUCCCUCCUCCUGCCCUCGUCGCUUUACUAACUUCACGUCC
Molecule: messenger RNA, 5379 nt
Organism: Corythoichthys intestinalis (scribbled pipefish)
Lineage: Eukaryota; Metazoa; Chordata; Actinopteri; Syngnathiformes; Syngnathidae
Product: gastrula zinc finger protein XlCGF57.1-like
Exons: 4
Coding region: 273-2228 (651 amino acids)
Biological process (GO): regulation of gene expression
Cellular component (GO): nucleus
Source: RefSeq, a predicted model, not a curated record